Molecule: messenger RNA, 321 nt
Organism: Sitophilus oryzae (rice weevil)
Lineage: Eukaryota; Metazoa; Arthropoda; Insecta; Coleoptera; Curculionidae
Exons: 1
Coding region: 1-321 (106 amino acids)
Source: RefSeq, a predicted model, not a curated record
AUGGUUAAAAGUAUCAUUAGUUAUGGUAGUGAAGUAUGGCCUUUGAAAGAAAGAAACCUUAAGUUACUCGAAGCAACAGAAAUGGACUUCUGGAGGCGCGCGGCCAGAAAAUGGAAACUGGAUAGAGUUAGAAAUGAAAGAAUUGAGAACAUCAUGGGCGUUAAACACAGAAUAUCAGAAGACAUCAAAAUUAACCAACUCAGGUGGUACGGACACGUACAAAGAAUGGAAGAGAACAGAAUACCGAAAAAAAUACUCAAUUGGACACCACAAGGCAAACGCAAAAGAGGAGGGAUACCUAGAUGGAGUUGGAGAGAAUGA